Tetrahymena thermophila SB210 is the source of this 2295-nucleotide messenger RNA. Its product is annotated as tetrin C, putative. NCBI's taxonomy places the organism in Eukaryota, Ciliophora, Oligohymenophorea, Hymenostomatida, Tetrahymenidae. The transcript has 3 exons. The record is from RefSeq and is a predicted model, not a curated record.
AUGAGCAGCUACGUACGCAACAAUCCCCAUUCUUCUGGUGUUUAAAAUAACACUACCAGUUCUCCAAACAGAUCUAUUAGUCCUAUCCACUACGUCAAGCCUUCUUCUGUCUACUACACCUCUACUAUCUCUCCUAGCAAAUCUUUAUAGAGCACUGCUAAGAAGUCUGUCUAACCUGUCCGCCCUAACAUUGAAGCUAGUCCUAACAAAAAUCUUACCUUAGCCUAAUAGGAUGAAGUAGACUUAUGGAAGAGUCGUUGCAACGAGUUAGAAACUUCUCUCUGCUAAGUCAAUACUGAUCUUGAACUCGCUUCAUUCAAGGCUAAGAAAGCUAAAGAUCUUGAAAGCAAGGUUGAUGAUAUUCUCAAGCAAAAUGCCCAACUUUUAGGUGAAAACGACUAACUUUCCAAAUAAUUCUCCUAAAAGAGAACUGAAUCUGAUAUCUGGAAGAGCAAAUAUGAUGCUUAAAUGAAUACAAUCCUUUCUCUCAAGGACAAUUACGAAAGAGAAAUCAAGAGAUUACAAAAUGAAUUAUCUCAAUCCAGAGAACUUUACGAUGGUCUCUAACAAGAAAGACUUAAAGAAGCUUAAGAAACUAAAUAAUAAUUAAUCCAUGAUAAUCUCACCUAAAUCGAAUCUCUUAAGCGUUCCCACUGCUCUAAUGUUACUCUCUAUGAAGAACAAUUAAGAAAAAUGAGAGAUAACCUUGAAGAAAGAGAAAAAGAAAACCUCAAUUUAUAAGGAAAAUUGAUGGAUCUUAAGAAUUACUCUGAAAGUGAAUAAAAUAGACUCAACGAAGACAGAGAAAAAUUAAGAAUGAAGAUCUCUCAAAUGGAACUUGAUCAAUCAAAAGAACUUGAAAACUUGAAGAGAAGAUGUGAUGGUCUUACUUUAGAAUAAAUUAGUGCUUUAAAGAAAUUACACGAAAGUGAAUUAGAUGUUCUUGAAAGUGAACUUAACAAGCUCAAGAACUUACUCGAUAUCAAGAACUAAGAAAUUGGUACUCUCAUCUAGUAAAAUAAAUCAUAAAAGCGUAAUUUCGAUAAUGAACUAUAAUCCGUUCGUGAUGAAAAUGAAGCUCUCAAGGACAAAAUUUUAGAAAAUAACCGUUGCAAGGAAGAUGAAAUUGAUGAUAUCUAAAAUAAACUCGCUAAGCUUCAUACCACUGAUAUCUAAAACUUGAAGGAUCGUCAUGAUAAUCAAGUUAAGAUGCUCAAUGAUUAAAUCAACGACUUGAAGAGAGUUAUUGAUCUUAAGUAAGAGGAAAUCGAAAACUAAAUCAGAGAAAAGAACAACUAAAGAGAUGCAUUCAAUGCUAAGUGUGAUAGACUUAAUAGCGAUAUUGAAACCUAAAAGUUAAAAUACUAAGUCCUUGAAGAAGACAGAAAGAAAGAUUAUGAUGAAGCCACUGAAGCCCUUAACCGUGCUAACAGUGCUCAUGCUGAGUUCUCUGAAUAACAAAGAAGAUAAAUUUAAUUCCUUGAAAGUGAAAUUGAAAAGUUAAAACAAUUACUUGUACAUAAGAACAAUGAAAUUGAUAUUAAUAUCGCUUAACACAGAACUAUCAAGAACAAUUUAGAAGAAGAUAUCAGACAACUCAAGCUCGACAAUAGCGACCUCAGAAAGAGACUUGACCAAUUAGAAUACUCUAAGAAUCUUCAACUUGAAGAACUUCGUCAAAAAGUAGUUGCUCUUGAUAACAAUAACUCAGAAAGAACCAAGAAAUUCGAAGCUCAAAUUGACUAUCUUGAAAAUGAACUUAGCAGAGCUAGAGAUAACUUGAAGAUAAAGACAGAAGAAACCAACAGUCAUUAAAUCCAUAGAAAUCUCUUAGAAACUGAAAAUAAGAAGCUUAAUGCUGAAAUUGACAGCUUAAAUAACCACAUGGUCAUGUUGGAGAAAUUAAAAGCUUAAGAAAUCCAAGAAUUAAGACACAAGUUAGAAAGCUCAAACAACUACACCAUCGAGUCUAUCAAGGCAUCCCAUAAUAACUAAUUAGAAGCUAUGGCCAAUGAAAUUGAAGACUUGAAGAAUAUAAUUGAAAUGAAGGACAGAUAAUUAGGAGAAAAGGCAGAUUAAUAUUAAAAGCUUGAAAAAUCCUUAGUAGACAUUUAAAACAACACUGACCUCUCUGAUUACUAAAUGAGAAUUUCUAAGCUCGGUGCUGAAGUUGCUACUACCAAGAACCUUUAUGACGUUUUUGUCAAGACUAGACAACCUUCUUAUGGCUCUGGUAAAAAAUUAAUGCCCAAUAACAGUGGUGUUUCUCCCAUUAAGAAAGUCAGUCAAUUUUGA